AUGGUGAACAUUACGGAAAAGAUCAAGGAGAUCGAGGAUGAGAUGAGAAAGACGCAAAAAUAUCACCUUGGUCUACUAAAGGGAAAACUCGCUCGUCUUCGUGCUCAGCUCCUUGAGCCAGGCCCAGGCUCAGGCGGCGGCCCAGGUGCCGGCUUCGAUGUUAGCAAGUCCGGUGACGCGCGCAUCUCGCUAGUCGGCUUCCCUUCGGUCGGCAAGUCUACUUUCCUCUCAAAGGUGACCAAGACACGAUCGGAAGUGGCAGCAUAUUCAUUCACCACCUUGACUGCUAUCCCGGGUGUGCUCGAGUAUGGAGGUGCCGAGAUCCAGCUACUCGAUCUUCCUGGAAUCAUCGAGGGAGCUGCCGAAGGCAAGGGUCGUGGUAGGCAGGUUAUUUCGGCCGCCAAGACCUCUGACAUGAUUCUCAUGGUACUCGAUGCUACCAAAAAGGCUGAGCAGAGGGCGUUGCUAGAGGCAGAACUCGAGGCUGUCGGCAUCAGACUCAACCGUGAGCCACCCAACAUCUACCUGAAGCCUAAAAAGGCGGGUGGUAUGAAGAUCAACUUUGCAUCACCACCCAAGCGUCUAGACGAGAAGAUGGUGUUCAACAUUCUGCGAGACUACAAAAUGCUCAACGCGGAGGUACUCAUCCGGGACGAAAAUGCCACUGUCGAUGACUUGAUCGACGUCAUUAUGAAAGACCACCGGAAGUAUAUCAAGUGCUUGUAUGUAUACAACAAAAUCGACUCGGUCUCUCUCGACUUCCUCGACAAGCUGGCCCGUGAACCGCACACGGUCGUCAUGUCAUGCGAACUCGAUCUUGGUAUCCAGGAUGUUAUCGACCGUUGCUGGAAGGAGCUGUCUCUAGUCCGCAUCUACACCAAGCGCAAGGGAAUUGAUCCUGAUUUUAGCGAGGCAUUGAUCGUCCGCAGCAACAGCACAAUCGAGGACGUGUGCGAUCGCAUCCAUCGUACCCUCAAGGAUACCUUCAAGUAUGCACUGGUGUGGGGAGCAAGUGCACGUCACGUUCCCCAGAGAGUUGGUCUCGGUCACCCGGUGGCAGAUGAGGAUGUUGUGUACAUAGUGAGUGGAUACAAGGCCUAA
Molecule: messenger RNA, 1101 nt
Organism: Pyricularia grisea
Lineage: Eukaryota; Fungi; Ascomycota; Sordariomycetes; Magnaporthales; Pyriculariaceae
Exons: 5
Coding region: 1-1101 (366 amino acids)
Biological process (GO): cytoplasmic translation
Cellular component (GO): cytoplasm
Molecular function (GO): GTPase activity; GTP binding
Source: RefSeq, a predicted model, not a curated record